AUGUUACUCAGCUUACCGUUGCUGGAAAAUUUGAUCAAAGGUGAACGAAGUGGCAGAAAUCGUAGACAACAACUUGGAGAUUACGUGGAUCGCAUGCACUGGGAUGUGACAGUUUGUAUCCUUUGUGUCUUCGCAUUGCUCGUUGGAUCGAAGCAACACUUUGGGAAUCCGAUCGACUGCUUCAUAUCGGCAGAAAUCGAUAAUAUUGAUAUGUCGAUGAUUGUUACGGAGAGUUCGGAGUUGAAUAUGGAAAGGUGCCCCUCUGACCGUUCCUCUAAGCUGAACAGAGUAGCUGAUUACAUCUUCAGCUAUUUCUACUACAAAGGAAUUGCUAGGCGCGGUUUCAUACCCUCAUUAUUUCGUCUGCCAGGUAUAGCAACUGCAUUCUACAUUAUUACGAAAUUCUUCUAUCUUCUAAAUGCAUUGUUGCAACUUUAUCUCAUUACGUUCUUUCUUGGUUUUCCUGAUAUGCAUUGGGGACUGAAGGUUAUGUUCAGUUUAUUGAAACAACAAUUUUUUCCUCGUGUUAUUGCUGGGCCGCUAGAAUUCAAUGAACGUCUGUCGCAUUUCCCAUAUUUCCCACUUGAAGUUGGCUGUAACUAUACCAACCUGAUAUUGAUUACCAGUGUUAACAUUGUCGUGUUUAUUGGAUCGAUCAUGAACAAAUCUCGUAGACAAGAAGCGAUUCUCUCGAUUCUUAAGGAGAAGAAUGACGAGGAUUUCAUGAAUAGUAAGUGCGAUAAGGCCCAUAUCUUCAUCGAUAGUUUAAGACAAACCAGUUUCUUGCUUAUGAGAAAUGGAAUCGUUCCAAUCGGAUUUUUGUUAUCUCAGUUUAUGGGCGCUGACGGUGUGCUACUGAUGCGAUUCAUAACUGCGAAAGCAGGACCGCUAACUUGUCGCGAUGUGCUGCAAGAGGGUACGAAGAAUAAAGGAAGUCGUGAAUCACCGUCAGAUACUGAAAUAAUUGCAAAGACCAAAAGAAGAAAAAUGAAGCACGAUCGAAUGUCUCGUAGCACACAUAGGAGAGCUCGAAGACGUGCUACAACGGCCCACAUCGAUGAGCCAUCGAUGCUAAAAACAGAGAGAGAUGAGCACGAUGGCGUACCGAAAGCGAAAAGUCCACGACAAAAGGAGAACGUCGACGGUCCACCGAAGGCAGGAUCUCCAUUAAAAAGGCCCGCAGAGAAGAGUUCGAAACCGCAAUCUUCCGAUAAUCGUUUUAUUUGGGCUCAAAAUCUCCUACUUCAUGUGACUACAGUAUCGAUUAGAAAAGAAUUUAUUCAAAAUAAAAAGUACAAUCCAGCAGAAUACACAUUUGAACGUUAUAAACAAAACAUGAUGAAAAACAGAUUUCACAGGUAUGAGGACGUGAUUUGUAUGGAUGAGAAUCGUGUGAUUUUAAAACAACGCCCCUCUGACAAUGACUAUAUUCAUGCAAAUUGGAUAGUGAUGCCCGAUGGACAGAAAUACAUUUGCACCCAGGCAUGUUCUCCCAAGCAAAGUCCUCUCUUUCCUUUUACUUUUUUCUUUCUUUUUUUGACACUCUCAGCUGUUGUAAAAUUGGCUGAAUUGCAGGGUCCGUUGCAAGAAACACUUGAGGAUUUCUGGCAUAUGAUUGUAACCGAACAAUGUUGUGUGGUGGUGAUGUUAUGCCCGUUGAGAGAUGGUGACUCUUUGUAUUGGAAAGUGCCUUAUUCAACGGUGGUGCAUCAUUUUAUGUUUCAUGAUUGGCCAGAUCAUGCCGCUCCUCUCGAUCCAUCUCCUGUUAUUGCGAUGGUAAAAUUUGCUCGUCAACUUUGCAACAACAAUCCUAUUGUUGUUCAUUGCUCGGCAGGAAUUGGUCCAUCUGUUUGUUUCAUAGGUACUGAUUAUGUUGCACAAAAGGUUAAAGAAGAUCCCAGUGUAAAAAUGCUCGACAUGCUAGUUUACCUUAGAAAUCAACGAUUGCAAGGAAUUCAAAGUAUAAUACAGUACACAUUUUUACAUGUUUGUGUGCUGGAAUUAUUUGUCAAUGAUAAGAUUAUACCUCGAGAAGGAAAGUAUUCGGAAUUUCUUAACUCAUAUGUAAGGAUGAUGACAAGAUACAAUAGAAGAGUUGCAGCAUUUAUUACCAAAGAAGUAGAAGAAGCACAUCCAAAUUGA
This is a messenger RNA of Angiostrongylus costaricensis, 2142 nucleotides long. The record is from the annotation of a GenBank genome assembly. Lineage: Eukaryota; Metazoa; Nematoda; Chromadorea; Rhabditida; Metastrongylidae.